Sceloporus undulatus (fence lizard) is the source of this 1663-nucleotide messenger RNA. Its product is annotated as zinc finger protein 665-like. The record is from RefSeq and is a predicted model, not a curated record. The annotation marks the transcript as partial. The transcript has 2 exons. Gene Ontology annotation, biological process: regulation of transcription by RNA polymerase II. Gene Ontology annotation, molecular function: DNA-binding transcription factor activity; RNA polymerase II cis-regulatory region sequence-specific DNA binding. NCBI's taxonomy places the organism in Eukaryota, Metazoa, Chordata, Lepidosauria, Squamata, Phrynosomatidae.
AAAUGUCUGGAGUGUGGGAAAAGUUUCAGCCAGAAGAAACACCUCACCAAUCAUCAAGCAACUCACACAAGAGAGAAACCAUUUAAAUGUCUGGAGUGUGGGAAAGCUUUUACUCAGAAGAUAAAUCUCACUCAUCAUCAAGCAAUGCACACAGGUGAGAAACCAUUUAAAUGUCUGGAGUGUGGGAAAGGUUUUACUCUGAAGACAUACCUCACUCAUCAUCAAGCAACACAUACAGGAGACAAACCGUUUAAAUGCCUGGAAUGUGGGAAAGCGUUUCUUUGGAAGACUAAUCUGACCUGUCAUCAAAGAAUUCACACAGGAGAGAAACCAUUUAAGUGUCUGGAGUGUGGGAAAAGUUUCAGCCAGAAGAAACACCUCAGAUAUCAUCUAGCAACUCACACAGGAGAGAGGCCCUUUAAAUGCCUGGAAUGUGGAAAAGGUUUUAUUCGGAAGACAGAUCUCACUUAUCAUCUAGCAACUCACACAGGAGAGAAGCCAUUUAAAUGUCUGGAGUGUGGGAAAGGUUUUACUCAGAAUAUACACCUCACUCAUCAUCAAGCAAUGCACACAGGAGAAAAGGCAUUUAAAUGUCUGGAGUGUGGGAAAACUUUUACUCAGAAGAUAAACCUCACUCAUCAUCAAGUAAUGCACACAGGAGAAAAGGCAUUUAAAUGUCUGGAGUGUGGGAAAGGUUUUAUUCGGAAGACAGAUCUCACUUAUCAUCUAGCAACUCACACAGGAGAGAAGCCCUUUAAAUGUCUGGAGUGUGGGAAAGGAUUUAUUAAGAAGUCAGACCUCGCUCGACAUCAAGCAACUCACACAGGAGAGAAACCAUUUAAAUGCCUGAAGUGUGGAAAAGGUUUUAUUCGGAAGACAAAUCUCACUUAUCAUCUAGCAACUCACACAGGAGAGAGGCCCUUUAAAUGCCUGGAAUGUGGAAAAGGUUUUAUUCACAAGAUAGGCCUUGCUCAACAUCAAGCAAUUCACACAGGGGAGAAGCCAUUUAAAUGCCUGAAGUGUGGGAAAGCUUUUAUUGAGAAGGUAAACCUCACUCGUCAUCAAGCAAUUCACACAGGAGAUAAACCAUUUAAAUGCCUGGAGUGUGGGAAAGGUUUUCUUCGGAAGGACCAUUUAAUGCAUCAUCAAGGAACACACACAGGGGAGAAGCCAUUUAAAUGCCUGGAGUGUGGGAAAGCUUUUCUUCGGAAGGACCAUUUAAUGCAUCAUCAAGGAACACACACAGGAGAGAAACCAUUUAAAUGCCUGGAAGAAAGAUUUUAGUCAGAAGAGGUCUCUCCAGUAUCAUCAAGCAGUUCACACAGGAAAGAGACCAUUUAAAUGCCUGGAGUGUGGAAAAAGUUAUGUUCAAAAGAGCGAUUUCACCUAUCAUCAAGCAACUCAAACAGGAGAGAAACCAUUUAAAUGCCUGACGUGUGGAAAAGGUUUUAUUCGGAAGACAAAUCUCACUCGACAUCAAGCAACUCACACAGGGGAAAAAACAUUUAACUACCUGGAGUGUGGGAAACAAUUCACCCAGAAGAUGCACCUCACCUGUCAGGAAGCAACUCAUACAGAAGAGAUGCCUGGGAUGGAGAAAAAGGGGGGAAUAACAUCAGGCUUUCAGUAAUCUUCAGGCUAAAUUUUUUAGCUCUCUUUCAAA